This is a messenger RNA of Engraulis encrasicolus (European anchovy), 728 nucleotides long. RefSeq names its product interferon-induced protein 44-like. Lineage: Eukaryota; Metazoa; Chordata; Actinopteri; Clupeiformes; Engraulidae. Gene Ontology annotation, biological process: immune response. The coding region runs from base 150 to 728 and encodes 192 amino acids. The record is from RefSeq and is a predicted model, not a curated record. The transcript is spliced from 7 exons.
CCAGCUACAUCAACUCCAUCGACAGCAUCUUCCAGGGGUGUAUCACAAGUCCAGCUAUCGCAGCUACUGCCAGUGACUGCAGCUUCACCAAGAUAUUGAGGACUCACAGGAUCAGGUCUGGUCCGCAUGGAGCCGUCUUGCCAUUUGUAAUGUGUGACAUGAUGGGACUUGAGAGAGGGGAGAAGCAGGGGGUGCAUACUGAUGACAUCAUCAAAGUGCUACAUGGAAACCUCAAAGACGGGUACCAGUUCUCUGCGUCCCCAGUGUAUGAAGAUGAACCUGACUACUACAAUGAGAGCCCUACUCUUGAUGACAGGGUCCACUGCCUGGUGUCGGUGGUGUCUGCAAACACAGUGACACUCUUGGAUGACUCCGUUGUACACAAGAUCAAAACAAUCAGGCUAAAGGCCAGCAAUCUGGGAAUUCCUCAGGUGGUGGUGUUAACCCAUGUGGAUCAGGCCUGUCCCCACGUCAUCGACAAACUGGAGAAUGUUUACAGGAGCAGGAAGAUUAAAGAAAAGAUGGAGGUGUGUAGUAAUCGUCUGGGUGUUCCUAUGACCUGCAUCUUCCCCGUCAAGAACUACCAUGAAGAGGUUGAGCUGGAAGGGAUGGUUGACACCUUGCUGCUGCACAGCUUCAAGCAGAUCGUAACCCUCGGCAACAACUACAUAUCCACCCUAACAGAUAUCAAGAUGGAAAAUGACUACAAGGGCACCGGAGAGAGGUAA